Messenger RNA from Castor canadensis (American beaver), 470 nucleotides. NCBI's taxonomy places the organism in Eukaryota, Metazoa, Chordata, Mammalia, Rodentia, Castoridae. The record is from RefSeq and is a predicted model, not a curated record.
CCUGGAGAUGCAGGACAAGCUGGAGCGGCUGCUGCAGGACGCUCACGAGCGCUCGGACAGCGAGGAGGUGGGUUUCAUCAUCCAGCUGGUCCGGAAGCUGCUGAUCAUCAUCUCGCGGCCGGCGCGGCUCCUCGAGUGCCUGGUGCGGCCCUGGACGGACAGUCUGCCUGGACGGACGCGUGUCCAGCACACGGGGCAGGGGGGACGUGGGCUGCCCGGGGCUGGGCUGGAGUGGCAUGCGGCUGCGCCUCACCGGUCCCCUGUCCCGCAGGAGUUCGACCCCGAGGAGUUUUACCAUCUGCUGGAGGCAGCCGAGGGCCAGGCCCGUGAGGACCAGGGCAUCAAGGCCGACCUGCCCCAGUACAUCAUCGGGCAGCUGGGGCUGGCCAAGGACCCGCUGGAGGAGAUUGUGCCCUGAGUGAUCUCAGUGAAGGGCAGCUGCCAGCCCCCCGAGUCUCCAGAGGUCAGUG